Rangifer tarandus platyrhynchus (Svalbard reindeer) is the source of this 7140-nucleotide messenger RNA. The record is from the annotation of a GenBank genome assembly. Lineage: Eukaryota; Metazoa; Chordata; Mammalia; Artiodactyla; Cervidae.
AUGUCAACUGAGACAAAUGAUGAAUAUGAAGCAGAAAAAGAAACUUUGGAUUUCACCAAAAUGUACAAAACUGUUCUACAAAGAUCAGAGGUUCCUAAGCUUGAGAUUCCAUUUGCAGUUCAGGAUGUCAUCAGUAGGAUUGAGCAAGCACAGGUCCAGCGAGCCAGAGAGCAUCUUAAUAUGCAGCUGACAGACAUAAUGCAAAAUGUGAAGCGUAUAAUAAAUCGCUAUACGAUGGAGGAGAAUAUGCAUGCUGGAAGGAAAAUAUCCUUUAUAGAACAUAAGAAACAGAAAGGAAGUUUGCUGGAGAAAAUAACUGCUUGUGCUAAGACUGCUGAAAUUAAAAACAAGACUCUUGCCUACAUUCUGGCCUGGUUGGAAGAAUGGAAUGUCACUUUGUCUGAGAUUACUGCAAUUGAUAUUGAAGAACACCAUCACUGUUUAGCACAAAUGGAGAUGUUACCAGAAACGUUCAAAGCCAUUGAGAACAAUAUCAAGAUACUAAGCAGAAUUAGUACAUAUUUGCUUGAAGAAAAGAAGAAACAAAAGAAAAAAACAGCAUCUAGAGGUUCUCUAUGGAAAUCAUGGAAAGAAAGAGUUAUAAAGCGACCUGCAACAGCUCAUGCUUUAAGACCAGAUCAGAUGAUUAGUGAUCAAUUUGCCACCGAAAAAAAGGUGUCAGAAAUCCAAGAUAUGCUUCAGGAACUCAUAGGUACUUCAAUGUUCAAUAAACUGGAAAACAAUGCUAUUAAAUAUAUAUCAUCAACAACUGUAAACCUUUCUAAAGCUUUGAGUACACUAAAUGAUGAAGUGAAAGCUAUUAACCUCCAUACUUCUGAUAUAUAUGCAAAUGAGACAGUUGAAAGAGAACAAGAGAUUUCCCUGAAGAUAAUACAAGAUCUCAGUGAAAGAAAUGAAAUGCUUCAGCAAAAACUUCAAGAAGCAGAAGAAAAAUAUGAACACCUUAUUCGAUCCAAAGUUUUAGAGCACCAAGCAUUGCCCACAUCAACACUGAAAGUGUUACCUGAGCCUUCUCCACAAUCAACCAUUAGCCAAGCUGACACAGAAGACAAUUUAGACAGUAUUUUGGCCAAAGAAUUUGAAAACAUGGUAGAUGAGGCCCCCCAAAAAGGGACCAAAGCCUUGGGGAUCAAGUGGGACUCAUCUCAUUUAUAUGCAGCCCAAGGUGAAACUACUGAAGAUUUAACUGGUGAGCAGAAAAAGUCUUCUGGAGAGAUCACUGAAGAUAAGAUAUCAGUGAAGAAAGGUGGUGCCUUUCAGAAAGAUGGGGCUGACGAGUUCCAGUCACAGAAAAAAAAGCACACAAAAAGCCUGUCUGUGCAGGAGACCUCUGAAUCAAAUGUGAAUGAUGAUAAAGGUAAACAGAAAGUCACAGGGACCAAACCUGAUCACCACUUAGAAUUACAAGCACUGGAUAAGAAGAGAAAAGAAACAAAAUCCUCUCCUGAAGCCAAAUCAAAGUCACUCACUGAAUCAAAAAAUCAACAUUUUCCUUCUGAUUUCCCUUCUGACAAGAGCCAAGGUGGUAAAAGUGGAACAAGUGGUAUACUGGAACAACUCAGGAAGGCUAAAUCUGAAUAUUCACAGAGUAAAAGUCAAAUUUCUUCAGAGAAUAAAGAGGAGCUUACCACUGAGUCAAUGAACAAAGAUGGCACAAAUGAGAUCAGCAGCCCACCAGAGCCAUCCAGUUUGAGCCAACUUGAUUAUUCCUCUGAAAAAAUAAAAGGAAAGAAACACCAUAUCUCUCCAGGAAGCACUACAAGAAAAGAAGAAAAAUCUGAAGAGAAAGAUAUGUCAGUCUUCACAAAGAAAUUCAAGUCUCUUACACUUGCUAAAUCAGGUAUUCCAGAUGGCGAAAGUGAACAGAGUAACCUAGAAGAAGUUCAGAAAGCCAUAGUGUCAUUCCUUAAAGAGAAAACUGAUAACAUAGGAAAGCCCUUGGAUAAAAAGACUGAGUCAAAAAAAGAGUUAUUAAGAAGAUCAGAAGUUGAGAAAUUAGGAAUCAUAAAGGCAAAAAUGGAGGAAUAUUUCCAAAAAGUGGCUGAAACUGUGACAAAAAUCUUAAGAAAAUACAAAGAUACAAAAAAUGAAGGACGAAUUAGAGAGAAACCUUUGAAACAAAAAAAGGCAGUCUCAUUUAUGCCAGAACAGCAUUCUCAGGAAACAACUAGUGCAAAGUCAGAAAUUAGCACCUUAAUUUCACAGGAGAGGCUUGACCCACUAACUGACAAUUUAAUACAAAUGAUCUUGACCGAACUAGAAAGUGAAAGGAAUGUUCCAGAAGCCUCAACAGUAGGGACAGACUAUAAAGAGAAGGAAAAACAAGAGCUAGAAGAAAGGAGGUUUGAGAUGAUAAAUAAGAAUUUGGAGAAGGAAGGGGCAUGGCUCCCAGUGAAGGAGGGAAAGCAAGGGCAACAGAAGCAGAAACAGCGGCAGGAAGAAGAGGUGUGGAAGGGACAGCAAAAACACAAUAUACAAAAGCAGAUCGAGUCAGAUGAGAAGCAAAAGCAAAGGGAAGAGGAGAAAGAAGGGUAUCAGAAGUCAAAGCAGCAGCAGUUGGAAGCAUGGAAACAAAAAAUGAAACAACAAGGUGUGCCUUUGGAGAAGGAGAAAGGACAGCAGAUGAUGCAGGUUCAGAAGGAAGUGAGACAUCUGGAGCAAGAAAGCAGUUGGGAGAGAGAGGAGGAGAAGCAGAAGGCAAGGAGAAAGGUAGGGGACUAUGAAAGUCAGAAGCAAAAAACAGCAAAGAAGAUGAAGCCAUCUGAACAACUAGAACAGGUGCUCAGUCAGACUUCGAUCCCAUUGUUUCACAGGUGGGAGAGCACACAGAAAGACAUACCGCAGAUACACCAAAGAAAAGAUUUCACUGGGAAUCUUAAGAAAUUAGGGGAUCUGGCUGAAGGAAAGCAUCCCACUCCAAUCACUACUCCCAUCUCCACACAAUCUUCCUCACGGUUUUCGCUCACCCCUCAGCAGGCCCAGGCACUGGGGAUUCCUGUCACCCCUCAGCAGAUACAGGAAGUGGGAGUUUCUCUCACCCCUCAGCAGGCCCAGGCACUUGGGAUCACUCUCAGCCCUGAACAAGCUCAGGCACCAGGGAUCACUCUCACCCCUCAGCAGGCCCAGGCACUUGGGAUCACUCUCACCCCUGAACAAGCCCAGGCACCAGGGAUCACUCUCACCCCUCAGCAGGCCCAGGCACUUGGGAUCACUCUCACCCCUGAACAAGCUCAGGCACCAGGGAUCACUCUCACCCCUCAGCAGGCCCAGGCACUUGGGAUCACUCUCACCCCUGAACAAGCUCAGGCACCAGGGAUCACUCUCACCCCUCAGCAGGCCCAGGCACUUGGGAUCACUCUCACCCCUGAACAAGCUCAGGCACCAGGGAUCACUCUCACCCCUCAGCAGGCCCAGGCACUCGGGAUCACUCUCAGCCCUGAACAAGCUCAGGCACCAGGGAUCACUCUCACCCCUCAGCAGGCCCAGGCACUUGGGAUCACUCUCACCCCUGAACAAGUUCAGGCACCAGGGAUCACUCUCACCCCUCAGCAGGCCCAGGCACUUGGGAUCACUCUCACCCCUGAACAAGCCCAGGCACCAGGGAUCACUCUCACCCCUCAGCAGGCCCAGGCACUUGGGAUCACUCUCACCCCUGAACAAACCCAGGCACCAGGGAUCACUCUCACCCCUCAGCAGGCCCAGGCACUUGGGAUCACUCUCACCCCUGAACAAGCCCAGGCACCAGGGAUCACUCUCACCCCUCAGCAGGCCCAGGCACUUGGGAUCACCCUCACCCCUGAACAAGCUCAGGCACCGGGGAUCACUCUCACCCCUCAGCAGGCCCAGGCACUUGGGAUCACUCUCAGCCCUGAACAAGCUCAGGCACCGGGGAUCACUCUCACCCCUCAGCAGGCCCAGGCACUUGGGAUCACUCUCACCCCUGAACAAGCUCAAGCACCAGGGAUCACUCUCACCCCUCAGCAGGCCCAGGCACUUGGGAUCACUCUCACCCCUGAACAAGCUCAGGCACCAGGGAUCACUCUCACCCCUCAGCAGGCCCAGGCACUUGGGAUCACUCUCACCCCUGAACAAGCUCAGGCACCAGGGAUCACUCUCACCCCUCAGCAGGCCCAGGCACUUGGGAUCACUCUCACCCCUGAACAAGUUCAGGCACCAGGGAUCACUCUCACCCCUCAGCAGGCCCAGGCACUUGGGAUCACUCUCACCCCUGAACAAGCCCAGGCACCAGGGAUCACUCUCACCCCUCAGCAGGCCCAGGCACUUGGGAUCACUCUCACCCCUGAACAAGCCCAGGUACCAGGGAUCACUCUCACCCCUCAGCAGGCCCAGGCACUUGGGAUCACUCUCACCCCUGAACAAGCCCAGGCACCAGGUAUCACUCUCACCCCUCAGCAGGCCCAGGCACUUGGGAUCACCCUCACCCCUGAACAAGCUCAGGCACCAGGGAUCACUCUCACCCCUCAGCAGGCCCAGGCACUUGGGAUCACUCUCAGCCCUGAACAAGCUCAGGCACCGGGGAUCACUCUCACCCCUCAGCAGGCCCAGGCACUUGGGAUCACUCUCACCCCUGAACAAGCCCAGGCACCAGGGAUCACUCUCACCCCUCAGCAGGCCCAGGCACUUGGGAUCACUCUCACCCCUGAACAAGCCCAGGCACCAGGGAUCACUCUCACCCCUCAGCAGGCCCAGGCACUUGGGAUCACUCUCACCCCUGAACAAGCUCAGGCACCAGGGAUCACUCUCACCCCUCAGCAGGCCCAGGCACUUGGGAUCACUCUCACCCCUGAACAAGCCCAGGCACCAGGGAUCACUCUCACCCCUCAGCAGGCCCAGGCACUGGGGAUUCCUGUCACCCUGCAGCAUAUCCAGGAAGCUCAAGCAUUGGGGGUUUCUCUCUCUCGUGAACAGUUUGCAGAAUUAGGGGUUCCUCUCACCUCAGAUAAAGUGUAUACCUUAGAAUAUCCCCACAUCCCAGAACAAAUCCAACCUUUGGACGCUCCUUUCACCCCAGGGGAGGCCUGGUCCGUGGGUAUUACUGUUCGGUCUGUGCAGGACCCAAAAUCAACAACUCCUCUCAUGAAGGAGCAGCCCUUACCACCCUGGGCUGGUCCUCCCUCAGAGCAUACACUGAAAGCUGGGAUCUCUUCCAUUACUGAUAAAUCUGUCACAAAACAUGCUCCUCACACUCCUAAGGUGUCCUCAGUAUCAUCUGCUGCUAUUGCUGAGAAGUCCCUUGUAUUUGAGGUGCCUUCUACUCCUAUGCAUCUAGCAAGGUUUCCUCUUAAACAAGCCCCCUCUGAGAAAUUCUUGGGCAUGAGGAUUCCUUCAGACCCUGAGAAGCUCCUGGCACCACAGACUUCACCUUCCUCCAGACAGACCCUAGUGUCUAAGGAUCUAUCAACCUCUGUUCCGUUCCCAACACCAGUUCCCAGUCCAAUAUUUGAGCUUUCUCCCACUUCACAGCAGCCCCUGGAACCAGAGGCCCUUCUUAGUUCUGGGCGAUUCUUCAUAUCUAGGGACUCUAUGACUCCCCAGUCACCUUUGAUAUUGAAGCCCCUUCCUGACCGCAGACAGCCCCUUAUAUCUGGAGUCCCAGUCACCUCUUCACAGAUCCCCAAAAUCUGGGCUCCUCUCUCUCCUGGGACGUGCUUGUUUCCUGGGACCUCUUCCAUCCCUCAAGAGGUCUUGAAAUCUGGACCGUUAACACUCUCUGAGCAGUUUCAGGCAUCCCAGACCUUUGCCACUAGUAAGCAAUCUCACCAUUUACAAGCCCCUUCUGCCCUUGGACAGCAUCUGCCACCAAGGACCCUUCCUGGGCAAGCUUCCCCAGCAUGGGUCUCUCCCACCCCUGGGCAUCCCCGAACACUGUUGACUCCCUCAAUCCCUGAAAAGCCACAGAAAGAUUUGUCCUCUGCUGUCUCUAAGAAAAGGAAGGAAAGAUUGUCAAUCAUUUCUUCUCUGAAAUUGAAAUCAGUAUUGGUCCAUCCCAGUGCUCCAAGUUUCAAGGUAAUUCAAGCCCCUGACGCUUCUGAAGAAAUCCAGAUACCCGAAGAUCCUUUUACCGUGGAACAAUUUAGAAUGUUUAAGUCCCAUCUCACCGAUUACAAGACACCAGUAUCACAAGCCCCUUAUGUUCAUGAGAGGACCCUUCCUACUCUCAUUAAGCCUGUAACGCCACUACCUUCUCUUAUUACGACUCAACUACUCAAAACACGGCAGAGCUCACCUUCUGAAUGGGACCGGAAAUCCCCACUUCCCCCUAUCAAUAUGCCCUGGCUGCUGACUUCAGUUUCAGGUACCAAGCAACCCAAAAUGAUGGUGCCCACUUCCUAUCCCCAAGAGCUCAAAGAACAGAACUAUUUUGUUGAUGUGGAGGCUCAGCGGAAGAACCUGAUACUCUUAAAUCAGGCCACAAAAGCUUCCAUACUCCCUUCACAGCUACACACAGAAGCUAGGAAUCUCAUAAUUGAGACACUUCAUACAGACAAAAUUCGGCUGGGAUACUUAUUCCGCAAGUACAAUGCCUACAGACUGAUCCAGCGUGCAAGAAACAACAUAAUUAAACGAUUACAAGCCAUCCAGAAUACUGGAAGAAGUUAUGAGACCCAGAACCUCUACAUAAUGCUCAAGAGGAUUGAUGAUUAUCAAAAAAAGGUGAUGCAGAUCUGGACAGAGAAGCAGAAUUCCCUAGAGCAGAAACGCAAUCGGUGCCUAAGGAAAAUGACGUACUUAUUCAGCCAGCUUCAAGAGGCAUAUAAAUUGAAUCUUGAUCAACCUAUCCCUUUGGUCAUUGAAAAAAAGCAAAUACCUGCUUCUACCAAAUCUGUUCAACAGCCAUACCUAAAGCUACUGAAAGAAGACAAAAGGAAGUAUAACAUUCUCAAUAAAUUUAGAAAAGACGACCAACUGCAAGCCAUCUGGAAUACAGAUCUAUCCACUUCGAGUUACCCAAUAACAGAGAAGACAUCAGUGCAUUCUCUCUGGGCCCAGCUGGGUGGGUACCCAGAUGUUCCUAUGCUGCUUCAGCUAGAUGUUCAGUCAGCCUUCAUAAGAUCUCUUACAUAUAUUCAAUCAAGGUUUAAGAAGAUUCCCAGGUGA